GUUCCGCUCCGUUCCGCUUUGCUCCGUUUUCUGCUCGCAACAGCGAUCGGCUGCCGAUCGACUCGCAAACUCGCGAACUCGCAAACUCGCAAACUCGCGAUCAUCGACUCGGCUCCGCUCCGCUCGCGGUCUUCGUUCUCGUUUUCGUUUUCGUAUUCGCGUUGGACGCGCCGCGCGACGUGGGGGCGCUAACAACGGCUCACGGUGGCAGAGUGGCAAGGUCGUUAAACGUGCCCAGAUCGGAUAGAUAGAGGAAACGGUCUCGGGGGCCUCGUGCUGUUGCGUACGAACGCUCGAGGAGCGGCUUUCACUUUUGCCACGGCUGUUCGCGACUUCGGCCGCCAUUGUCGCGGGGACACCAAGAUGACUCGGAACGGUUUCACCUUAUUGGCGCAAGGUCUGGUCCUGUCGACGGUGACGCUGACGUUGACGCUGACGCUGACGCUGACUCCGAUUCGGACAGCGGCCGCUUACGACCCCGGCGACGAGUCGCUGAAGGACAUCCUGCUGCCGGAAGGACGGUUCGAGGCGUUCUACCUGAAAGGAUCUCAAGAAGAGGAGCAGAACGCGGUCCGACCGGCUCAUCUUCACGGGUCGUUUCACCAGUUCAGGAACCCGGCGCUGAUCAACGCUCCGAACAGCGCGGCCUACGGCUUUCGUUUCGAUGGAAAGCGUCGCUUCAACUACGAGUAAAACCGCGGCUGUCCCGCGGGUCCGGGCGAUCGAUCGUCGUCGCCUCGGCGUCCGCGGAUCGCGCGUCACGCAUCGGGUGCCGGGCCGCGAAGCGACGCGCCGCGGACUAUGGAAUCUUGUUCACGGUCCGCUCUUUCGUUUCUCCGUCGAACGAAGUCGCGCGGAUCUUAUCGCCGAAAUUAAAAUCCGCGAACGCGGAGUCGACCGUCUUUCUCCGUUUCGGCAAUUCGUAUUUCGUCCGGCCCGGCCGGCCCGGCCGGCCAGCCCGGCCAGCCAGCCCGAUCGAGUCGUUCGCGCUCCGUCGCUUCGAUCCGCGGAACGAUGAAACGAUAAACGAUUCUGUACUCCGCACACCGUAUACAUUAAACGCUUUUACCACGAAA
Molecule: messenger RNA, 1076 nt
Organism: Megalopta genalis
Lineage: Eukaryota; Metazoa; Arthropoda; Insecta; Hymenoptera; Halictidae
Source: RefSeq, a predicted model, not a curated record